Pararge aegeria (speckled wood butterfly) is the source of this 6627-nucleotide messenger RNA. RefSeq lists its product as uncharacterized. The coding region runs from base 1 to 6375 and encodes 2124 amino acids. Gene Ontology annotation, biological process: chitin catabolic process; carbohydrate metabolic process. Gene Ontology annotation, molecular function: chitin binding; chitinase activity. The record is from RefSeq and is a predicted model, not a curated record. NCBI's taxonomy places the organism in Eukaryota, Metazoa, Arthropoda, Insecta, Lepidoptera, Nymphalidae. Gene Ontology annotation, cellular component: extracellular region. The transcript is spliced from 9 exons.
AUGAAGAGAAGUCUCCCUGAUCUCCUGAAGUCAAAACACGUCCAAGGUCUUGAAAUCCACGAUGCACACAAAUCCUUCAACAAGUCCCAAGUUCUGGAGACCGUGGCUGCAGCUCGGGAGGCAAUCAGCUCAUCGGGCGGCGGACCUCUGUUCCUGGCAUUACCAGCUCAUCCUGAACUCUUGGCGAAGUAUUAUGAUCUCAGAGCGUUGAUGAAGAAAGUCGAUCUCUUGAUGGUCCAAACACAUGCGUUAGGAAUGGUGAAGAAGAUGACUUAUCAUCCCAGUCGACUGAGUGGAUUAUGGGAUAUGAUGAACACUGAUUCAGUAGUAGACCUCGUAAUUGGAUUAGGAGUUCCUGCCUCCAAAGUUGUCAUCAGCUUACCAGCCACAGCGAGACAGUUCACGCUCCAAAACGAAACCCUGAGUACUCCAGGAAGUCCGACCGUAGACGACGACCCUAAAGAAAUAGACCAAGCCGAAGUCUGCAGGCAGUUGCGUAAAGGAAGAUGGACGCUCGAGAGGGACCAGGACUUGUCAGCGCCUUAUGCUUUUAAGGACAAAACCUGGAUCUCAUUCGAAGAUGCCUCAUCAGUGGAUGUAAAAGGCAAAUACGCGCGUGUAAGAGGCCUUGCCGGUCUGGCUUUGUACAAAGCUGAUCGGGACACUGACACCCCCUGCGGACCAACCCUGAGAGCUGCACUGACGAAGGUUUUGAACCAGCAGAGCAGAGCACCUAGGGCAGCUGUAUUGAGAUCUCUGGAAAACGAAAUCCUAUCAGCUCCGGGCAUAGUUGGUCGAGCAUUGGACGCUCUGCAGGUUUCCCCCUACCGCAUUACGCAAGUGGUCGACUCCGAUGGUGUCAUUCAUUCGAUAAGAGAGGACACAAGAACCGAAUUCUCUUGCUCUCGCCAAGGAUACUUCGUGCAUCCUCGCUCCUGCGCAAGAUUCUACCGUUGUGUGAAGUUUGAUCAACUCUCACCGGAGUUCACGGUGUUCGAGUUCGACUGUCCAGCAGGUCUAGCCUUCGACUCACGAUACGAGGUGUGUGUUUGGCCUGGUAGCCUGCCUAACUCCCAGGCUUGUCCCGGCUCAUCGGAGAUAGCGCCUGUACCGCCGACCAGAUUCGUUUGUCCUGAACGUGAAGGUUACUACGCCGAUCCCGAGAACUGUCGCUGGUUCUUCGCUUGUCUGGACCAUGGCAAAGCUCCGCUCACUGCCUAUGAGUUCCGCUGUCCCUUCGGCCUUGGAUUCGACGCGGCUCGCUUGAAAUGCGAGUGGCCGUGGCUGGUACCCGCUUGCGGGAACAUCGCAAGAUAUGAGGCAGAGGCUUUUGGCUUCUCUGGUGCUGCUCUCACUGGUGCUGCCGGAUUCCAAGGAAAGACAGCGGAUUCAGUCAACAUAGCAGGUCAUCAGAGUUUAGUAUCUGGAGCUUCAUUGGAUAAUCUUGUAGGCAUUCAAGGGGGAUAUUUAUCGAAGGACGACAUUCUUGAUACCAAUUAUAUUGCUUCCCAAGAAGCUGCCAGUUUAGGAUUCGCUGGACCCGGCACGUAUCAAAUUGAUGAUGACUUUGCAAUCGGAAGUUAUGGUGAACAAAGUCGACACUCUUAUAACAUAAUUGCAGCAGAUGAUAUUAACAAGGGCCUUGGUCUCGUGCAAACCACAAAUUACAAUGGCGGUGAGAAAUUUUCAAGCGGCUCUUUGAUUUUAGACAACUAUAGAUUACCAGACAACAGAGCCAGUACUAUAAGUGCUGCUCAAAGGUUAAGCACUAAAGCAGGCGGCGAUUCCGGCAAAUAUAAAGGAAAUAAUGCUUACGUUGGAGCGUCACCGAAAUAUGAUUCUCGAUACAACGCCGGUGCGUACUAUCGUAAAGAAAACACUGGUAAAUACGUUCAUAACCCAGCAGGAGAUCGUGCGAAACCAUACGAACAUCUCGACGUGCCUCCAGUACCUUACACACACAUUGACACAAAAUACACACAAAGCGAUGCUUUUGAUACUGGAAGGUACAAAGGCACCACAGACAGUGGUUCGUACAGCCAAAGCUUUGCAGGAGGGUACGACUAUCCGAAACCAGCAAUAGCAUUCAACGAGGAGCCUGGAAGAUCUCAAAGCCUGUACAAGAUUGAUGGACAACUUGAUGCGUAUACCAGUGGAGCAACUGGAACUACCAGUGGUGCCACCAACACAUAUUACAGCAGUUACAGUAGUGGAAAUGCUGGUGAAUAUAUUAGUGAUAGCGGAGAUUAUACAGGUGCGCCUCACGUUUUAACUGCUGGGGCAGUGAGAGUAGGCCUUGUCGGAAAAACUUCAUUGAUCGAUACUAAUUACGCCGACCAAGGCAAUUAUCAAGGUCAAACCUAUAGUCAAGAUGUAGUACAUCAUACCAAUGUUGAACCUGGUGUUACUAUAACCCAGUUUGGAACCUCCGCCCAAAAUGAUGGCUACAGUUACGUCACCAACCCAACAUCCUCUGGAGUUCCAACAACAGCAACACCUUUGCCUGUUACGACUUACAAAACUACCUAUCUACCUGCAGUACCAAAAAGCAGUAUCAAACAAGUUUUCGGUUACACCCAACCAGCUGUCACGUACGUUCAACCAACAAUAGUACCAGUAAAACAAGUAAUACCCGAAAUUCAAGUUACCAACUAUAACCAAGGUUCAAGCCAAGGUUAUGAAUUUGAAAAUAAGGAUUACUCUUCGACUUAUAAUACAGGAUCAACCGGAUACCAUUACACAAAGCCUGUUGUUGCGUUUGAAGAUAGCGGUUCAUAUACUACAGCAACUCCAUCAGCUACUGUGAUUUCUUACAAACCUCAAGGAUUUGGACACCAGCAACAAACAAUACAUAAGGUAGAAUCCGUCGGCUUCGAAUACUCAACUCCAAGGCCUGUUACUGAACCGCCAUUUAGGAAACUAGUAGCUUAUACUACUGGGACACCGGAAACUUACGUUCAACCUUCAGCGCAAUCUUACAGUCAACAAACUCUACACAAAGUAGAAUCUGGUAGCGUGUAUACUCCAUCGGUUGAUGUUUCUAGUCAAGUUACAAAUUCAGCUGUUAAUUAUGAAGUUCCGCAAACAGUCAUACAUUACUCUACACCCCAGCCAGCAGUCUCCGUGCAACCAGUAGUAUCAACGUACCAACCACAAUCAUAUAGCCAACAGACGCUUCAUACAGUAGAUAACAGUAAAGUUAACACUUACUCCCAAAGUCAACAAGAGCAAGGUUAUGAAUACCAACAACCGAACGUUUACGUCCAAAGUACGGGCAUUCAGUACUCUUCCGUAGCUCCUACAGUUUCUUAUCAACCUCAAAGUUAUAGCUCGCAAACUGUACAAAGAUACAAUACCCAGCAAUAUGUGCCAGUAUCGUCUACAUCACGUCCGGUAACAUCUACUCCUGUGACAGUAUAUGAAAACCCUCUUAUCAAAUAUACAGUAAAAGCGACACCAGCGACAUACGUAAGCCCUGCGUAUACGUCUCAAGCAUUCAGCCAACAAACUAUUCAUAGAGAAGAUAGCAAAUCCACAGCGGCUGGGUCCAAUGGAUAUGAAUAUGUUUCUGGUACCAGAUAUCAGCAACCUCAGACUACUGUUUACAGUACUGCCCAACCUAGUAUAACCGUUCAACCCCAGAUUUACAGUCAACAAACAUUACACCAAGUCGAUGCAAGCCAAGUAAAUAAUUACGAAGGUUCAUCCAACUCGGGCUAUGAAUACUCACAGCCUGCAGUCCAAUUUGAACAAAAGUUCGUAUCAUCGACUCCGGCUCCAGCUGUCACCUCAACUUACAGGCCCCAAACGUACAGGCAAAACGUUGUUUCAACAACAUCGUCUCCUAGUUACCUUUAUCAGCUCAAUGAUGUAACUCUUAAUCAAAACCCACUGUUAACGUAUUCACAAAAGGUUGAGCCUGUCACAUAUGUUAAACCAACUCCCUCUGUAUUUACGCAGUCAUAUCAACCUGUUCAACAAAUAAGAACAAGCUACGUUAGUAAACCAGCUGAAUAUGAAGCAACAGCACAACAAUCGUAUGUAAGUCAAGGUUACUCUUACAGUCAACCAGAAACCGUUAGUAACAUUGCCACUUCUAAUACAGCAAGUUAUUCGGAUGCAAGUGCUGUAUCCCACCAGGUCUUCCAUCAAUCGCAAAGCGGUGGAAACGCUCAAUACGAAACAGGUAAAGAUGUUGUAUUUGUUUCAACGACGCCGUCUACUGUUAUUUACGAAGAUCACUACGCUGAAUAUGAAAGCCCAAAGAAAGUUGAAACAUACAAAGCACCAGACUACAUACCGCCUAAACAGGAAUACCAAGAAAUAACAUACUCGACUGCUUCAACACCGACCUAUGAUCAAAGAAGUUCAAUAGUUCAAACUCAAGAUCAGUAUGACUAUAGACCUGUGGAUUACUCACAACAAUUUGAAAGCUCAGCGCAGUUUACGGAUUCCAAGUCUAGUUCAGGCUCUUCUCAAAAUGUAGAAUCUGUUCAUUUCUCUUCGAUUCCUGAAACAAAAACUACUUAUCAGUACAAUCAAGCAGCUUACCAAUCACCUGAAAUACAAGUAGCAUAUAGAGCUGAAGAAUAUUUGCCCCCAGUAGUAUCAACUGAAACGCCAGUCUUUAAAUCAACUUAUAGACCGCGUACUUAUUCGACAACACGGGAAUAUUUACCUCCUACCGCUAAAUCACAGUAUAACGCACCUGAAUACUUGCCUCCAGUAGAUACCUAUACAACGCAGUCCACCGCUAGGCCUGAACUGAAAACGUUGGAAUAUCUACCACCGUCAGGGGAAACCGUUUCCCGUGUAGUUAAUUACGAGAGCUUUGGAUACGGUAAUGGUGAAUCAAUAGAAUCCGAUUCUAGAUUUGGUACCUAUCAAGAUUACUCUGUACCAACUGAGGCCCCUAUUGUACUUUCUUCGACGACAGGUCCAAUUAUAAGAAAACAAAACAUAGUUGUUGAAACAGCAAAAUCUAAUUUACUUGGUUUUGGUACUGUUGGACCAGAUGCUGGUUUAGUAUCAACUUCUUAUACAACCGCGCAACCUGCCGUUUCAAGCACAAAUAACUAUUAUAUACCUUCUAAAACUGUCACACCCACUUAUGCACCUGAGAUAGUAGAAGUCACUUCAGCUCCUAGAAGGACAAAGACGAAGUAUUUUAGGCCAGCUGUUAAAUCAACAACAGAACCAAACUAUUACGUAGAAUCAACAACAGCGUACCAGGCACCAGAAUAUCUACCUCCAUCGUCAGACAAUUUGGAAGAAAAUAUUGAAUACGGCUAUAAAUCAUCAACAAUCAGUCCUACAAUCAAGUAUAACCCAUAUCAAGAACAAAUUAUCGUUUCGACUACUGCAGCACCUAAAAGAAAACAGAAUAUCGUUGUGGAAACAGCUAAAUCUCAGUUGCUUGGUUUUGCUUCAGUCGGUACUGAUGCUGGUUUGGUUUCAUCGGGCUCCUACUCAACACCGGGAUCAGUUGAAGUAUCUUAUUCUACGGUUCCAGUUAGACAAGAAAUUGUUGAAGUAACUUCAGCACGAGUUCCCAUUAGACGUACGAAACCUAAAGUAGCAGUUGUUACAAAAAUAAACGAUUUUAACCCACUCUUGGUGAAGAAAUUAGGAGCUGUGUGUAGCUGUCAGUCGCCUGUAUUGGUACUAAAGGGAAGGAGACCUACAGUUCAACAGCAAGAUAAUGAAGAUUACAGCAACGGAUAUGAUGAUUCAGAACGUGGAGAUAUUAAUGAGAAUUCACAAAAAUACAUACGAGUAUCUACUGCUCCAGCCAUUAACACAGUAACGACUGUGGCACCGGUUAUCUCUACUUUUAAUCCCAUAAUUGUUCCUGACGAUUCAUUCUAUCAAGAUUAUCAGGAAUCUAAUUUCAAUAUUCCAGCAGCUUCUAUUCGGAAAGACUACUCUGAGAGUUACGUGUCAAGUACACCUGUUGUUUCAACAACAGAAAGAGUCGUCAGAAUAAAACCGCGCGUUAAGGCUGUCACUGUCGCCCCGACUUAUAAAACUGUGUUAUUGAGUGAAGGAGUUACUCCAGCCAUUGGAAUACAAGAAUCUCAAGAUACUGUAUCUGUAGACUCACAAGCAUUUGAUCGGUAUGGUCCAGGCGGGUGGAGAAGUAGAGACGAAACGCUUCAGGGUUCGAUCGACUGUCAAAGAGCUGGUUUAUUCCGUCAUCCAAAACAAUGUAAUAAAUUCUACGCUUGUAGAUGGGACUGCACUAAGCAAAGAUUUACUCUCCAUAUAUUCAACUGCCCAGUUCAGCUUAGUUUUGAUCCAAACCUAGGUGCUUGUAACUGGCCCAGUCAGGGACCCGCUUGUCAAGGAGAUACACUACUGACAAAUUCUCUUUAAAACGGUACGGCAAUAACCACUAAUGUAUCUCAACGUGCCAUCAAAAUUGUGAUAAGAUGUGAUCACGAAAAUCCUACGGUAUUUAAUUUGUAUCGUGCGUUUAAUUAAUAGGUUGAGUCUCUCUUUUGUAAUUUUCUAGGCUUAUUUAUUUGUUUGAUUGUUUUAAUGUUAAUUCAUAGUUAUUUAUUACUCAUGCUCUUUUAAAGCUUGUGCUUGCAAAGCAUUAUUAUUUUGGCAUUGAUUGAACAUAAG